Messenger RNA from Anopheles funestus (African malaria mosquito), 4510 nucleotides. Its product is annotated as pickpocket protein 28-like. Gene Ontology annotation, molecular function: ligand-gated sodium channel activity. Gene Ontology annotation, cellular component: membrane. Gene Ontology annotation, biological process: sodium ion transmembrane transport. Bases 979 to 2388 code for a protein of 469 amino acids. The transcript has 2 exons. The record is from RefSeq and is a predicted model, not a curated record. Lineage: Eukaryota; Metazoa; Arthropoda; Insecta; Diptera; Culicidae.
AUGGUGUGGAAAAUGAUUCGGCAGUGUGGGUAAUCAACUUCAUCAUCUUCUCAUCGUUUUUGGGAAAAAUCGUAUUACUGAGGACAGUAGGGCCUGUGGAACGAUGACAUGUAGCAUUGCUCUUGGGUUAUUUCGUUCGCUCGCAUGGUAAUGGUAGAAUGUUAGAGAUUUUUAUUCGCAGAAUGGAAAUGGACAUUUUUCACAAUAUUUAAAUACUAAACUUACUGCAGAUUUACAAUUUUUCUUCCAAUAUAAAGGAACAGAUUCGCAGAUUCUGGGACACAUUUUGCCCCGUCCUAGUCACACGUAUACACAAGCAUGGGAAUGAAUGAUUGGAAACGAAUUGGGGUAGAAAUUGGUAAUCAGCUCGAUGUCAGCAUUGAUUAAUGGAUUGAUGAUCGAAUUAUUAAUGAUUCAGUGACCCGAGACGCUUUUGCUGGUUUGACUUUCGGUCGUAAACUCAAUGUUGAUGAAUGUUGUGGUUUGAAUGAAGUCUCGUACAAGGUUUCAACAUUGUUAAGCCCAUUGAUCGAUAGCUUAGAUUCCGGUUUGUACACCUUCCUGUACUAAUAUUGAGGUGGAAACCAACGCUUUUCACCUUACAAAGGAAGGAAAACGAAAUCAUUUUUCUAUGCAAAUUUUCCAUUUCAUUAGUUCCAACAUGCAUGUUUGACCAUCCUCGUGGUAACUUUAUGCGUCUAAUUAGCAUGGACACUCCUGCGGCAGCUCAAGCAACGCACCCAAACGUGGUUCACUAGAUAAAGAUCGCUCACCACCAUCGACGGGGUGCGCGCUCUGAUGACGCACACGUGCUUCUAUCCCAAAGUCAUCGAGCUAUUUUGACAGGUAGUGCGCAGAAAUGGAAUUCAUCCAUCAUCGUGUCACCGGUGGCAGUUGGACGUAGUACCACGAAGCUCACACAGUACACCGUACUCCGAGCAAGAACCAUUGGCAAACAGGAAAUUUUCAAUUUUCCUCAUGGAAACGGUGGACAAGAUUAUACUACAGCCAACGAACCCAACGAACACUGAAGCUAGUGCUAGCCGAACCCUCCAGGAAACGGAGCAUGACGACGGGAUUCUUAAGGACUAUCUACGCAACAGCUCGUUUCCAAUUGUCCGGUACGUAUUGGGAUCGGAUUUGCGUGUUACGCUGAAAGUGUUCUGGCUCGUUGUGGCCGUGUGUUUGUUGGGACUGUUUGGUAUCGCGGUGGUGGUUAACUACGAGCGACUUAAGGAUCCUUCCAACGUGUAUCUUACGGAGGCGGAAAAGGCACUACCCAUGUGGAGCAUACCAUUCCCUGCAGUUACUCUAUGCCCUGGGAAGGGCAGAUGCGUUAGCGAUCCAUUACAGUUGGAGCAGUUUUGUGAGAUGAUUUGUUGGCAGGAUGUGUGCACGAACGAGUGUGACAGAUUGUUCGACGCUGUCCGCACGGAGCGAGGUAUUUGCUACACGUUCAAUGCAGUUACAGGCGAGCAAAUCUUCAGGGCAAAUAACGUGGUCAACGUAAAGGAUCUCUCCUACGCAUCAAGGCCCACCGAAAACUGGGACUUCCUCCGCGGAUUACAGAUCAUCACUAGUGUGCUGGUGAAACAGUAUCCAUGGGCUGCGCAAGGCAUGUCCGACCGCUACCGAUUGAAGAUCACCAUCUCCAGCGGACAUAAUGAAACACUUUCCGACUGUACCAAUCCAUCAUUAGAAGCUUUCGUUCAUUCACCGAUCGAUUUUCCGUACAAACCAAUAAAUCCUACGGUCAUUCCACUCAGCGCCGUAGUACAGUUGCGUGUCUUUCCCAAACUUGUGCGAUCACAGCGAUACCUAAGGUACUUCACCUCGUCUACAACGGGCUGUAUAUCGCAGGUAAAAAAUCCUCUCAAACUGUUCUCCAUAUACACGCCAAACAACUGCGAGAUGGAGUGCCACACAGAAUACUUCCUGAUGAAGCGAGGAUGCGUGCUGGAUCACAUGCCCAGAAGUCGCGCAAUGAAUCUCUGCAACAGUACCACCAACUAUCGGCCAUACGAUGUGCUAGAUAAGAUAGUUUCCGGUAAGUUGCGUGAAGAAGGCAUCCCCAGGUCACAGUUCUUUCGGCGACUGUGUAACUGCUUGCCCGCUUGCAUUGAUUUUCGAUACAGAGCAGAGCCUUCGUCGUAUACGGUUGCUUUGGAACCAUGGACGAUGGAGAACAGUACGGAAGGUUUGAGCUCACAGCUGGUGGUGGAAUUGGCCGAAGAUCACUUCUAUCCUCUAGUCCGUAGUGUUCGGUACACCGUGCUAGACUUUGUGGGUGAUUUCGGUGGACUAAUAGCGUUGUUUUUAGGUAUUUCGAUUGUUUCUCUAGUAGAAGUGUUCUUUUUCUGUUUCCUAAAACCGGUAGUAGUGAGAUAAGCAUAAGUCUUGCUAGAGAGUUGUCGCCUUCUUUGCACUUGUGGGACAUAAUUUUACUCUUCCCAAGUACUAUUCCACUCGAAGACCUAUUAGGCGGUAUUUGAAGAUUUUAAAGCCUCAAAGUAUGCUACUUAUAACAUUUCUUGUAAAAAUAGGGGUCCGGCUUUUAAUUUGACAUUACGUUUCAAAAUAUAUUAUUAAAAAAUGAGCAAUAAAAAGAUUGUUUUUUGAUGAAACAUUUCUUUCAAAACUGUAGUCCCUUAAUGCAAAAAAAAACACCCAACGCUUCAACCUUUUCCCGCUAGAUAACCAUCUCUUCCUCUUUCCAUUUGUUUCACAGCAAACUCCCCCAAAAACCAGAACCACUUUCACGUCAUUACGUGCACUUUAACCUAGAGAAUGAAUACCAUAUGAGCACAUAAAAUCCGACCUCUUCCCAAAAACCGCAUUUCACCUACACGCGGCGCAAUGGGACAGUUUUUAUUCGGCCAUCAAAACUCGUUAUCAGCCUAAUGGAUGGCGCGUCCCAUAUCAAUAAACCCUUGCACUUCCCUCCCCCGGGUUAGCCACAAAAACCUUCCGGGGUACAUGUACGGGGCACGAUACGCGUUUAGCUAUUACUAGCUGAAAAAUAUCCCUUCCAAAACUCCGAAAGCUUCGUGUAAGUUGGAAAACGAUGGCGAAACACUACACGACACUUCCACCCAAAAAUCGGACACCAAUACUCCCACCUCGUUAGCUGCCGCCUGGCCCUUUUUAGAAAGGGCAAUCAUGACGUACCAUAUGGAACCUGCUGGCCGUAUGUCGGUUUGGUAAACCCUUUAACAUUAAAUUUAUUUUAAAAUAAACCCCUACCAUCUCUCUUGCUCCGGAAUGACCUUUUUACCCAUGGUCCGGUUUUUCGCACGGAACGUCCUUGCGUACAUCUUCAAAGGGAAAACCGCCCUUUAAACCAGUGCUGCGGCGGUGGUUGUGCAGUCGUCUCAUUUUCGUGGGCACAUAAAAGUAAUAAGGAUAAUAAAUAAUUUUAUAACCUUUUCUCGUACUCCGACCCCCCUGCCCUACAGUGCCCUGCCGAAUGCGAAGCAUUCCUGUUCUCUCUUUUUCGAUGGAUUCUUUGCGGAGGUUUGGAAUUUCGGGGUAAUUUUUCGGCCGACUAGUCGAAACCAAAAAUUGUCUUACUGUCGCCGACCGUAGAGUCGUGUGCCACAGUCCAUAAAUCUCAAUUUACUGAUUCGGCAGUAGGUUUAUGUGGACUGCAGGAUUAUGGAUCUGCUAACCUGGGGUUGAGCUAGUCCUGCGUUUUGGGCGAUCUCUUUAGUCAGGACGUCGACGUGGACACCAGUUUUGUUUUACCGUACUCGGACUGGAAUAUUGGAAUCGAAACAGGCGGCCCCUUUCUUCGAGAACCCGGAUGCCUUUACUGUCCGAAAAUAGCUUCCUGGUCGGCUAAACGCGAUCAGGGACAUUCCUGUGAACGUUCGCUACUGUAAGUCAUACCGAUUGGCAACCGAUGCUGACAAGCUGCGAAAGUUAAACAUGUGCCUUCCGAUCCCUUUUUCCCCGGUAGCUUAAUUCCCAGCGGUACGCUUCGGGUCAGCGAGCAGGGUUUCGCAGAAGAGAAGAGUUAAGUUAAAGAUUCCGUUUGAAGGAUGUAUUUAUUUGCCGACAGAGCACAUCGGACGGGUUUGGGCAGUGUACAGGAUUGUGAAGUACCCGAAGCUCUCGGUCUAUCUAUAUUAGCCAGAAACCUCGCAGAUGGAAUGACGGAAGUCAAUUAUAGCGUUACAUGGACCUUUGGCUGUUGGUUGGAUGGGUGACGAGACUUCUCAGGAGAUCACAAGUCCGACCAAACGCAAUUUCGUUGGUGGUGUGUUUGGUCAAGAGGAAAAUUGUUUCCCAAAAACCAAAGGAAACUACAUUUGUCCGGCGUGGGACACUGCAUAUCUCUGCCAAACUAAACAAACUCCCAUUUUCAGACAGAGUGUAUUUGUGUGAGUUUAAAAUUGACAUCAAAUAGUAAUAAGUAUCGUGUUGUGAAUUUAAAUCGAAAAGCAAAUGUUCGUUACAUUUAUUCACAAGAAAGCAAAUUACUUUUCCAAAUGAAACCAUCCGAAUAAAU